AUGGCGGUCCUGGCGGUGCUGGCGGGGCUGCUGGCGUUGGCGCUCGGCGCCGCAGGCGAGCCGUGCCCCGAGCCCACCAUCGUGCCCUCGUACUACACCACCUCGGACGCUGUCAUCUCCUCUGAGAGCGUCUUCGUGGUGGAGAUCUCGCUGGCCUGCAAGAAUGGCGCACAGAACGUGGCUCUCUACGCCGACGUCAACGGGAAGCAGUUCCCCGUCACCCGGGGGCAGGAUGUGGGGCGCUACCAGGUCUCCUGGAGCCUGGAGCACCGCAGCGCCCAGUCAGGCACCUACGAGGUGAAGUUCUUUGACGAGGAGUCGUACAGCGCCCUGCGCAAGGCUCAGCGGAAUAAUGAGGACGUGUCCCGCAUCCGACCUCUCUUUACCGUCAACGUGGAUCAUCGGGGCGCCUGGAACGGUCCCUGGGUGUCGACGGAGGUGGUGGCAGCCGCCAUCGGCCUCGUCGUCUAUUACCUGGCCUUCAGCACCAAGAGCAGCAUCCAGGCGUAGGCCCCCCCAAAAAACGGUCCCCCCAAACACGGUCCUCUCGAGGGGGUCCACAGCCUCUGGUGGGGAGUGGGGCACCCCUAAAGCUGCCCCCCCAGUAAAGACGCUGUGUCCCGUAAAAGCGGGGAUGCUGUGGGGUGGGGCUGAAGGACCCCCAGAAAUGGGAAUAGCUGGCUGGGGCUGAACCCCAAAAAUUGGGGAGCCCUCCAAGUUGGUGGUGUCCUCAGCAUGGGGGAGGCCCCAAACUGGGGGUGGUCUACCUGUAACCCCCAAAAUUGGGGGUCCUGAGGGUCUCCCCCAUGAUUCCUGCCUGGGGGGUGUCCCCAAAUGCCAUGCCCCCCCCCGUGGCUGUACCCCAAUAAAGGU
Molecule: messenger RNA, 873 nt
Organism: Gavia stellata (red-throated loon)
Lineage: Eukaryota; Metazoa; Chordata; Aves; Gaviiformes; Gaviidae
Gene: SSR4
Product: signal sequence receptor subunit 4
Exons: 6
Coding region: 1-510 (169 amino acids)
Cellular component (GO): endomembrane system; membrane; endoplasmic reticulum
Source: RefSeq, a predicted model, not a curated record